This is a messenger RNA of Bombina bombina (fire-bellied toad), 2003 nucleotides long. It is a transcript of the gene OC90, whose product is annotated as otoconin 90. NCBI's taxonomy places the organism in Eukaryota, Metazoa, Chordata, Amphibia, Anura, Bombinatoridae. Gene Ontology annotation, biological process: arachidonate secretion; lipid catabolic process; phospholipid metabolic process. Bases 1 to 1995 code for a protein of 664 amino acids. Gene Ontology annotation, cellular component: extracellular matrix. The record is from RefSeq and is a predicted model, not a curated record. The transcript is spliced from 18 exons. Gene Ontology annotation, molecular function: phospholipid binding; calcium ion binding.
AUGGAUACACUUAAAGCGCACUUGAUUAGUCCACCUGUCCUACAGUAUUUUUAUGUGCACAAGCCGGUGAUAUUGUUUGCUGAUGCUUCACAGCAUGGUCUUGGUGCAGUCUGUCAUCAAGACAGCAGACCUGUGGCAUUUGCAUCCAGAGCCCUCACUAAGACCGAAGCCCACCAUGCACAAAUUGAGAAAGAAUUAUUGGGACUGAUGCUCUUUCAUGUGCACACCCCCACCACUGAUAGCCCUGAUACUAUUGAGGAUUAUGAUGUGUUGACUCUGGAUGGGGUAUUGUUGUCCAGAAACCUUGAGGAACUUAAGCAAAAGACACGGUCAGAUGCCAACUGUCAGCGCCUCAUGGACAUCAUUCUCAAUGUGUGGCCUGGCUCAUUCAAAGAAGUCCCACAUGAUAUCCAACCAUUUUACUCUGUGAUGGAUGAAUUGACAGUGGAUGAUGAAUUAAUUCUGUGUGAUUGCUUGGGAUCCCAUUUUACUUGGCUGCAAGCAAUAUUUACGAAUUUUCCAGCUUUACUAAAUUUUGUGAGCAAAUUAAAAUGUGUCACUGGGCUUUGUCCCAAAGACUUUGAAGACUAUGGCUGUACGUGUAGGUUUGAGAUGGAGGGUCUUCCAAUUGAUGCAACAGACAGCUGUUGCUUCCAGCAUCGCAAAUGUUACGAAGAAGCUCUUGAAUUGGACUGCACCUGGGACCCAGCAGAAUUUUCCACUGAUGUCAGCUGUCUGUCCAAAAACCUUACAUGUGAGGCUGGAGGUUCUUGUGAACGGCUUCUAUGUAGCUGCGACAAAGCGGCCAUUGAAUGUUUUCUAAACGCGCACAUUAACGUCUCGAUGAAAGGUGUGGAUAUCACAUCCUGCCCAGCUUUAGUUACAGUUUUUCCAGAUACAACUGGCAGGAAACAUAUGACAGCAUUUGAAUCCAAAAUUCAGCAAAAUAGAAGUGUUGAUACAGUUCAUUCUCCACCAGAAGAAGGAGAGCAAAUUAAUUUGCCAAAUGGUGUCACCACAUUUCCUUCUGCAGAAGAGAUAAUCACAAUGGAUAAAGCUACACCUCAUCUGGUCAGCACAGAAGCCCCUGUUGUAAUGUCAACAGACAAUGCUAUAGGAGCCAACAUUCUUAAAUCUGGGGCAACUACCAUCAGUAACAAUGACCCUGGAACAUCGUCAGCCAGUGGAAAGAAUCCUACACUCAAAGAAAGCACAAGUCUGACUCCAGAAGGUAUAACCUAUAAAAGAAGUGUGACAACUGCAGUUCACAAUACUACUCGCAGAACCAACCUAACCUUAACAUCUGAAAGAACAGGUUUUAAAAUGGCAGAAGAUAGUACAGUUCGCUCUGAUGUUUUGCCAGUGACAGAAAAUGAUCCUGAAGAAUCAGUUGAGAAAGUCUGUGACAGGUUUACUUUUCAUCAAGUGAAGGCGAAUGGAGAAGAUACAAGAGAAUUACCACUUCUUGGCGAAAUGCUCUUUUGCUUGACUGGGAAAUGUCCAGAAGAAUUUGAAUCACAUGGCUGCUACUGUGGGCAGGAAGGCAGAGGGAAUCCAGUUGAUAUAUUGGACAGCUGCUGUUUUUCUCAUCAGUGCUGUAUUGAGCAUCUGAAGAAAUUAGGCUGUCAACCAGAUAGGAAUAUACGAUCAGAAGUUAUAUGUUUGGACCACAAACCUACAUGUGUUGGAUGGAGCAUAUGUGACAAGUUAAUAUGUUCAUGUGACAAAGCAGCUGCUGAAUGUAUGGCAGACGCUCCCUUCAAUAGUACAGCGAGAUCAGUCAGCAGAAAUCAGUGUCAAGGUGAGACAGUUCUAUGCAGAAAUGGAGGAGCCCAGGAAAAACCUGCUGGGGAUUCUGGAUCAAAGUCUGACAGUUCAAGCUCAGAGGAAAGCAGCGAGGAACACAGGCCAAUGCGGGACAUUGUGCAAGCAGGAGAUGCAAUAAAACCAUUACCUCUGGAGAGACGGCCACGUUCUGUGUCUACCAGACAGUAACAUGCAAA